AAUUUACCGAAUUAAUACAUAAUUGGAUCUCACUUACACUCCCCUCCAUAAGUUUGGCAACCUACAUUUUUAUUGGAUAUGAUAUUAAAGUCUGUUAUUUUUUAACCUUCAUUGUCGUUCCUUUCAUUCAUUUGUUCGAUUUUUAUGGUGCAUUUUAGGCUAUCGCAAAACAUAAAUAGGCUUUGACAAGCGAUUCAACUGGGAAUUAAUGGCGGGGAGUGUACUUUUAUACAAUAUUGUAAUACUUAAAAUUAAAAAAUUAGAAGUAAUCUCAAAUAUUUCCAUUCAAGGAUUUUGUGCAUUCUAAGCAUAAUAAUUCGAAUUGAAUUAGACUCUGAACAAGAUAACUAAAUUUAGCAGUUUUGAGGCUGAUAAAAUGCGGUAGCUGCCAUGAUAUAAAUGAGGUAGCUGCCAUGAUAUCGUUGAAUGAGUGUUCGAUAACGAAAUAAAUGUCAGCCACUUAAGGAAACGUAACAUACUUUCUUUAAUUCUGAAUGCAUAACUAUAUUUUGAUUGCAUAAUGCGAUAACUCUGAUUAAGCAAAGCUCGAAUAUCAAAUUAUGACCCCUCAUUCCAAGAAUAUACAGACGAAACUAUCUGUUCUAUUGAAAAAGGUUUUAAAAUUGAUACGGAUUUCAGAGAUUCAACAAAGUGCACAGUAUCGGCAUUGUAAAAAGAUGGAACUAAAACGAAAAAACUAUUAAUACAGGGUUUCUAACAAUUAGGUUUACAUUUAUUCAACUAUAAUUUCUAUAUAUUUGCAAUCAUAUUAAUAUAGAAAUUCAACUAAUAAAAUGUUUUAAAAGAAACCUUUUUUCCUACAUGGUAACUAUAAACCGAGCUAUUGGUCACCCAGUGCAUGCACAUGUUCGACGAAUUGAGUUUGUUCUGUUGUAUCAUGAUUGCGCCGUAAUUAGUUAAUUUGGUUAAAAACUAUUUUGAUUAUAGACAAUACGAUAUGACGAUGCUAUAAUGUUGCUUGAUAAUAUAUGUAUGAUCACAAAUACCCAACGGCGUUGUUGGAUUUUUAAUAUGUACAUUAAUAUUUCGAUUUUUAUAGUUUAUUAAUUGAUGUAAUUACGGUCAGUAUUCGCAUCCCUCUAACAUAUGCAGUUUGAUUCUAAAUGGCUUUAUGAAGUAAACUUUCAAAACCUUAUGGAAAUGAGCAAUUUUUUAAACGGAUAAAUAUUGUUUAAACGCAAGGACAGCAAUUACAAUUGAAUCAAAUGGAAUGAGUGUAGCCGGAAGUCUCCAACCGGAAGUUAGAGAGGACAAGGAAAAUAGUUUCGAAGCGUUUUAAUUAUCUAUACGCUAUACAGCAAAUAAAAUGAAUUUUGCAAGUUCAUUUCAAAUGCACACCUUACUAUAUUUAUGGAUUACAUCAUUUCUACUUACAUCUAUACGAUCAGUUGAGCACAAGCAAAACUUACUAUGGGCGCAAGAAGGUGGCGAUGAGAAUUCAAAAAUUGUCGCCAUACAAGGAUCGCCAUCUAUUUGGGUCCCAAAUAGACAGGCGGCAACUAGUCAUAUCACUGCGCCAAAAUCCAACUGGAAAUUUACCGCACUUGGAAGCAACUUUGCGCAAAGGACUAUUUUCUGGGCGGACGGAGGAAAUAAGAAUAUUCAGGGUUUACAACUUAACAGUGGUGAAACUUCUCCUUUUACAGUGUUCCACGGUACAUCAGGUAAAGUGAAUGGUCUGACAGUCGAUUGGUUGACAAAUCUCGUGUAUUGGACAGACGCCAUCUAUAACUGGAUAGCGUUAUCAACGGCUGGGAAGUCCCAAGGUCAUUUCAAAAUUAUUAUCAAAACGGGACUCGACAUCCCUGCUGCAAUAGUGGUCCAUCCAAGUAAGGGAAUGCUUUUCUGGAGUGAUAUUGGAUCGAAUCCAAAAAUCGAGAGAGCAACACUAUCCGGAGAAAAUCGCACACUUUUAGUACAAAAAGAGUUGACAUUCCCAACUGGCCUUAGCCUCGAUUUCGAUAAGAAUCGUCUGUAUUGGUCAGAUGGAGGUCAGGGCAGAAUCGAAAGCGUUGAUCUGAAUGGUGGAGACAGACGGGUUGUAUAUGAACGUCAAGGAGCAAAUUAUUUUGGCGUUGCUGUUACGCAGGAUUAUAUUUUUGCAACAGAACGGAACGAGAAACAGUUAAAGGUUAUAAACAAGAACACAUCGUUGAAUGAGUUGAACUUUAACCUACCCGAGCUGCCGAAUAGUGUCAUCGUAUAUGAUAACAUUUCACAGGAUGUCACAACGAGUCUAUGUUCGAACUCAAGCUGUGACCAUUUCUGUGUGAUGACCCCUGAAGGUGAAUCUCAAUGUCUUUGCUCAGAUGGGUUCAUACUCAUGGACGAUGGAACAACAUGUAAAGGUCGCGGUUACCAUGGCAUCCCACAAUACAUAUACUCAAUCGGGUCCGCCAUUUGCCGCUUUCCCGCAAAUCUGCCCGACAUCAGCAUGGCGAACAUUAGCUUGAGUAAACAGUGCUUCUUGCCUAGACGCAGGAACGCUAACACACUCGGAUUCAACAUAAGGGAGAGGGCUGUGUAUUUCACAGAGAAUGACACAAGAUCGCUGUGGAAACUUCAAAUGGACGAAGACGAUAAUGAAAAACAACGUCCGAAGCUAGUUAUAGGUGGACUUGGCCAAGUAGAGGGUAUAGCAGUGGAUUGGUUGAACAACCAUAUAUAUUGGACAGACAUAUUACUCCGGCAGAUAUUCGUAUCCAAUACAGACGGUUCCAGACAACAUAUUCUUUUCCAAAAAGACUUGGAAAAACCAAGGGGAAUUGCAAUUGAUCCAAUCGAAAAGUAUAUGUUUUGGAGUGACGUAGGGUUGUCGCCGAAAAUUGAAAGGGCGAGCCUUGAUGGUUCAGAGAGAAAUAUUCUAGUUGGGUUAACAAAGGGAUCGCCUAAUCACAUCACACUCGAUGUUCGUAUGCAAAGAUUAUAUUGGACGGACUCCAUCUUGGAAACUGUAACAUCUACUGACUACAAUGGAGAGGGCAAAAAGACAAUCAUAUCUUUACCACAGAGUAACAUUUUCGGGAUAACAUUGUUUCAAGACUACAUUCUAUGGACUGACCAAGAUUCUCAAAAUGGCUUGCAUAUAGCAUUAAUAGAAGAUGGCGUCAAAAUACGAGGCAUUUUACAUCCGGGUAUCGGCAAAGCAUAUGACGUCAUAACCUAUGACGAGUCAAUCCAGCCUGAUGGUCAGAGCCCAUGUGAUGGUAUCAAGGCAAAAUGUAAGCACUUAUGUCUUCCAAAUAGAAGUCCGUCUGGGUUUACCUGUGCCUGUGCUAUAGGCUACACAUUGCAUGAGGAUGGUGUCACUUGUACGUCUGAUGUCGUCUAUGACAAUUUCAUUCUUUUGACUGAUACAUAUCACAAAGAAGUGUUCCAACUUGAUUUGUCGACAAAUAAUGUGCAAACCAUCCCCCUCUCUGGCCAUGGUAAUACUAUUGCAGUGACGUACGAUCCAAAGGAUUUUAGAAUUUAUUGGACGGAUGUGACGUCACAGGUUAUAAAAAGGGCGUUUCUAAAUGGUUUUCAAGAAGAGGUCAUCAUGCAGUUACCUUCUGAUUCAAUAGCAGACGGCCUGGUGGUAGACCCUGUAUCAAGACUACUUUUCUACACUGAUACAGGGCAGAAUAUCAUUGCAGUGAUGUCGUUAGAUGGCGCCUUUCACAAGACCUUAAUCAAUAGUGGCAUUGAUGAGCCAAGGACAAUUGUCUUGGACCCUAAAGCCGGAUACAUGUAUUGGACAGAUUGGGGGUAUUUUUCUCGUAUUGAGAGAGCUGAUAUGAAUGGGGAGAACAGAGUUGUCCUGGUAGAGGUUGGCAAGGGAAGAUGGCCAAAUGGACUUACUAUUGACACUGAAGCUGGUCAGCUAUAUUGGUGUGACGCAAGGACUGAUAGAAUAGAAACAGCAGAUGUUAGAGGAAGAUUCAGAAAAGUGCUUCUGCAGGAAAAACACGUGCACUACUUUGGUUUAGCUGUGAGUGAAGAGAACAUUUACUUCACAGACUGGACAAGAAAAAACGUCCUCAAGGCAAAUAAAACAGAUGGGAGUAAUAUACAGCUGGUUGGUCCACCAGUUUUCUCGAGACUUAAUGAUAUUUACAUCUUCAAACAAUCUGCCGUAACCCAAGUUGAAAACCAGUGCAGUGUUGGAAAUCAGUGUGAACAGCUUUGCUUACCCAUUUCUACUGAAUAUAGAUUCGAGUGCGCAUGCGAAGACGGAACUCGAUUGAUGGAUGACAAAUUCAGCUGCAGUGCUAGACAAGAGACACGACCUACAGAAGUACCAACCAUGGCACCUACAACUGUAACAUCGAGUACAGAAUCACCAACACUAAGCGAAACACUUGAACCACAUUUAAUCAUAGACGUAGAGGGUUAUGCCGUCACAAAUAUCACUAUUACCACCACUCCAAAUCUACAAUAUAUAACAUUACAACCAACUCAAAGCAUGAUUAAUGAAACACUUCCAACCACUGAACGUGUCACUGAAUAUACUUACUCAACCAAGAGUACUUCUUUUAGUACAGAGCCUGACAAAGACAUUCAUCAAAGUUCACUAGGCACGCAAAUCGCGUUUAAACAAACAGAAUUUCCAACUACACCGAGAAGGUCAGCAAAUAAGGACAUUUCACCUCCUACUACAGAUUCGUCAAAUGUUAUUAUAACGACUAGCCCAGAGAUAAAAUCAACUUCUCGUUCAUCAUUUAAUUCAAGCGAAUUUGAAAUGACGGAAAAUCACAAAAAUAUAAAAAACUAUGACGACGUAUUAAAUGGACGGGAAAAUAUUUGGAAUCCUAAUCAGGAUAGAGAGGGUACACUUGUUUCAGUUACCACGACAACUUACUCAAACACAACUCUGGAAGAGCUCUCUAAAGAUGAAGAUGGUAAUCACGUUGUCGGAGGUAUUAUUGGAGUUGUCGCUGGUCUCAUAUUCUCAUUGACCUUCGUAUUCAUUGUCAUCGGCCUUAUCAUAUAUCGCAACAGACGAAUGGCUAAGAAAGCUCUUAACAAAAGACGGGAACCAACAAUUGAGCUGUACGGCGGAUGUAAGCUACAAGACCACACCACAGACCAGGAAUUAUCGGAUAUAUACGAUACUUGUAACAGUUCAAUAAACCAAAGUGAGGCAGAAUACGCAACAAUAGGAAAAUCAUACAAUAAACUAUACGAAAGUGACACUGAUGCAUCUAGCGUAUUUACAAAUGAUUUAGGCUAUGCCAGGCCAUAUGUAAAAAAUAUUUACGCUGGUUUACCCGGUGAUGUCAGAUUAGAUCAAAGAUCUUUUAGUACAUUUCGAGAAUCAGAGACUGAUACUUCAAGUAUAGGAAUGUCACAUGAAAUAUCAAAGUGUUAGGGAAAAUCUAAACCCGGGGAGUUAUGU
Owenia fusiformis is the source of this 5401-nucleotide messenger RNA. Lineage: Eukaryota; Metazoa; Annelida; Polychaeta; Sabellida; Oweniidae. The record is from the annotation of a GenBank genome assembly.